AUGGCCGUGCUCGUCUCGCAGGACUGGCAGCCUCCCAAAGACCAUACCAUGGACGCGCUGCCCUCCCAAUCCUCCGCCAUCAACCCCGCCGUUCCUCGUCAGCGCUCAUCACCCGCCAACGACCAGGCAGUGUCCCCCACCAUGUCCAACCAGCAGCAGCCCUACCCCUACCCCGUCCAGCAGCAGCAGCAGCAGCAGCAGGCCGGCUGGUCGCCCGCCCACUCGCCGCAGCAGUACUACCCUGCCUUCUACCAAAACCAGCCGUCCUACCCCGUCCACGGCCACCCGCCCCAGCAGCAGAUGCACGCCCCCUACUACGACCCCGCCAACAACCAGUACGCCCAGUGGGCCUAUCAGCAGAUGAUGUUCACCGCCCAGCAGCAGGCCCAUCAAAUGUCCCACGUCCCCCAGCACAUCGGCUCCCAGCGCGGUAGGUCCGCGCCGCCGUCUGGCGACUACUUUGCGAUCAACCAGCUCCCCGGGUUCAAUCCCUUCCCCAGCGGCACACCGCCCCCGCAUCCGUCGCAGCUGCCCAACGGCGGCUACCCGCCGAGCGACCAGCAGCCUCCGCAGUACCAGGGCUUCCACCCGUACCGACGCCCGCCGCGCCAGGCGUCGGCGUCCAGCCAGGAUCCAGCCCCGAACGGCGAGUGGCGGCCCCCGCCGCAGACAGGUCCUUUCCAGGCGCCGUACGUCCGCGCCGACGCUGCCGGAUCGUCGACAUCGAUCAACUCGUCGUCCAGCAGCCAGCGACAGCGCACGAACAGCAACCAGGGUCCGCCUGCAUCCCCGCCCUCGUCCCUCCAUGUAAAGCCGAGCAGCCACCCUCGCGGCGGGAGCGCUGUGUCUUCCCCACCGCCCAGCACGUCCUCGCAACGAACACACGGCCGCACGUCUUCCACGUCUUCCGCAUCUUCUACGACACGCGCACCCAGCACGACGACUGCCUCCACCUCGGUACCCGCGGCUGGCGGCGCGACGCAACGAAAGCCGUCGCCGCUCUCGCAGGGUAAUUUUACCGCAGCGGAGAAGCGAAUGUCCCGCGACGACAGCGACCUGGCCGCGAUGCUGGAGCCGAACCCGAACGCACCAGGCGUGCGCAGCGGUGGGCUCAAAGGGCGAUUGCGACGUGCACUCUCGCUCGGAGCGAACAACACGCUGCUCGAGGAGGACGAGGGCGGCGAGGAGGACACAGCGAAGGGGGCGCGCCCGGCUCCCACGGGGAGCGGGAGCUCACAGGCGACGAUCACGGGGGACGACGAGUCCACGGCGACGGUGCAGAAGAAAAAGUCGCGGUCACUGUUCAACUCACGGCUCAAUCGCUCGACGGACAAUAUCUCUCUGUCUUCAACCAUGUCCUCUGCGUCGAUGGUCAUCCGAAAGCUCGGCUCGAUCGGGAAGCUCACACGCCGCAACUCGCUUGCGGGGAUAACGUCACUCUUCAAAGACAAGAAGGAGAAAGAGGACGAGGAAGCUGCUGUCGCCGCCGGGAAAAAGACCAAGAAGAAGAAGGGUGAAAAGGGCGCCCCCGCAGAAGCUAGCGUGUCGAUGGCUACCGCGGAGCUUGACCGCACGGAGUACGGUGGCCCAGAGCUCGCAGGGCUCAGUCCCGCCGCGCGACUCGCGCGGCAGCAUACGCUGAAGAGCAACGCCGAGGCCGCUGCAAAGGCCAAGGCCGAGGCCGAGGCGCGUGCCGCCGCCGCCGCAGCAGCAGCGGCGCAGAACGGCGAGCAAGUGGACGUGCCGACGACGUGGGAGAAGAACACCACGAACCGGCAGGGCGAUCCCGCAGGUGGACGACGGGUGAACGAGGAGGGGAUGGGCAUCGUGGACGACAACUCAGAUAGCGGCAGCGACGAGGGGCCGCAAGACCGCCAUCCGCAGAACUACAGCAUGGACGGGUGGGACGACGACGAGGACUGGAACGAGGCGCAGGAGGAGGAGGACGUGACGAUCCGGGCGGAGUUCGAGCAUGCGACGCUGGAGGACCAGGAGGAGAUGGAGCCGUGGGCGGUGAACGUGCGGAGGAGCGUCGAGAAGGCACGGAAGCCGGCGAAGGGCAUCUUGAAAACGCAAGGCUACGAGCAGGACGCGUACCUCCACCCGGAGCCGCCGUUCGCGCGCAUGCGCUCAAACUCGUACGACUCGGCGCCCUCGCGCAGCGGCGAGCUCGGCCCGCUCGCGCGCAUACCGUCGCCCGACCCCGACCACAUCGACGGGCUGCACAAACACAACUCGCAUAGCCCGCCAAAUGGUCAGGGCGCGUCGAACAACGGCGUGUUCAUCCCGCCGCUGGCCUUCGAGAGCAAUGGGCUCUCACUCGACUCGCCGAAGGACGUCACCGACACGAGCAGUGUGAACUCGGGCGCCACGGAGAAGCGUUCUGCGACGGCGCCGGCAAAGCGACUCGCCUUCGCGUCCAAUCUGUCGGUCUAUGACACGUUCCCAGCGGCGGUGUACGACAGGCGAAGCGAACCUGCGACAUGGAGCCGGCUCACGCCGGCGUUGGCGCAACGCAUAAAGGAGGAGCUAAACUCGUACAAGAUGGAGGAGAUGGAAGUGCAUGCUUCGAGCCGUGUCCACACACAAUUCUUCGUUUGA
Molecule: messenger RNA, 2601 nt
Organism: Fomitopsis serialis
Lineage: Eukaryota; Fungi; Basidiomycota; Agaricomycetes; Polyporales; Fomitopsidaceae
Exons: 4
Coding region: 1-2601 (866 amino acids)
Biological process (GO): actin cytoskeleton organization
Molecular function (GO): actin binding
Source: RefSeq, a predicted model, not a curated record